Drosophila erecta is the source of this 5519-nucleotide messenger RNA. Its product is annotated as junctophilin-1. The transcript is spliced from 9 exons. NCBI's taxonomy places the organism in Eukaryota, Metazoa, Arthropoda, Insecta, Diptera, Drosophilidae. Gene Ontology annotation, cellular component: endoplasmic reticulum membrane; junctional membrane complex; plasma membrane. Bases 987 to 4190 code for a protein of 1067 amino acids. The record is from RefSeq and is a predicted model, not a curated record.
AGGGAUCCCUGAAAUGAAUUUUCCAACGAAACGCGGAGAGAGCGAAAGAGCGGAAGAGCGGAAUGAGGAGCGGAAUUAGCUUGCAUAUGCCGUGGACAGUGGCGGGCAUUUCUUUUCGCUUCGCAAGCGUUUGGCGUUUGGAUGUGUCGCUCGAAUGUCGCGUCGGAAUCGCACAAGAAAGUUAGUUUAACUGGGCGUAUACGCAACGGGUAGCCAUCCCAUCCGCAGAGGUUUCGCAUACGCCCUGUGGUGCGAGGAGGCAUUGCGGGGGACUCGCUGCUCCCGUCGUCGCCGUCGUGUGGCUGUCGUUACUACGCGAUUCCCAUACGGAUACCGAUCUCGAACGGCUGCCAGUCGCUGCCCGCCGCUCGUGCGUUUCGUUCCGCUCGCUCUAGAUAUCCGCAUUCGCACAUUCGCAUCCGGAGCGGAAUCCGCUUCUCCAAAGAAAAUACGAACAAACAGCUGACCGGAUGAGCGUUCUUUUGGAAUUGGCUGCGUUUUCGAGGCACGGAACUGUUUCAACUCAAAACCAAACCGAACUCAACGAACCUCAAUCACUCGCCGACUUAUUUUUGGUAAAUGACCAAGCAUGGCCUACGACAUUAGCAUAGAGAAUCACAACCGCAACUGUCAGAGGACAUCGACAUCGGACGAUCGGUUUAUGCAGCUUUGAAAUCGAGUCGGGAAACCCAGAGGAGGGCAGCAACAAAUUGCAACUUUCGCGUUUCAGUGAAAAAGCCAACAAUUUACACACACACACUUUAAAUAGCCCUACAGCACCACUAGGUUAAGCAGAGCAAACGAAACCAAGCGAAACGAACCAUUAGACCCCAGAUCACAACCAGGAUCAGAUGAGGCAGCAGCCGGUGCAGCAGUCGAGCGGAAAAUCAAUGAGCAGCAGGCGGCGGCACAAAAAGCCCACGGCAACAGCAGCAGUAACCACAGUUUUCAACCGCCCCGAACUUUAGAAACCCCCAGUCUCGAGCAUGCAACAGGCUGGCCAGCUGACGCCGCAGCAGCAACAGCAACAGCAGCUGCAGCAGCAGCAGCAGCAGCAGCUCCUGCAGCAGCAGCAACAAAAUGGCGGCGACCUGGCCGCCUACGCCGCCUCCCAGGCGGCCGGCGGUAGGCGUGGCCCCAUAAACGGCGGGCGCUUCGACUUCGAGGACGGCGGCACCUACUGCGGCGGCUGGGAUGAGGGCAAGGCCCAUGGCCACGGCGUCUGCACGGGUCCCAAGCACCAGGGCGCCUACGCCGGCGCCUGGAACUACGGCUUCGAGGUGUCCGGAUCGUACAUCUGGCCCAGCGGAUCACACUACGAGGGUCAGUGGCAGAACGGACGCCGCCAUGGACUGGGCGUGGAGCAGAUCGGGCGGCAGAUCUACCGCGGCGAGUGGUCAAAGGACGGGCACAAGGGGCGCUACGGAGUGCGGGAGAGCACUGUGUCGACGGCCAAGUACGAGGGCACCUGGAAUGAGGGCUACCAGGAUGGGUCCGGAUGCGAGACCUACGCGGACGGCGGCAAGUACCAGGGUCAGUGGCAGGAGGGCAAGCGGCAUGGCUACGGAAUCCGCACCUCGGCGCCCUUCGGUUUGGCCUCGCAUCACCGGCGCAAGAACCUCCACGCCUCGCUCAGUUCCCUGCGGAGUGGGGAGAACGGGAAUGCGGCCAAGCUGGCGGAGAAGGCGGAGGAGAUACGCGGCGGCUUCGUCCUGACGGCCAAGUCCGAUAAGCUGCCGGUCCGGCGCAACAGUUUGACGGACAAGACCGGCAAGAAGGGUUUCCUCAUGAACCUCAAGAUGCGCAAGCAGCGCAGCACGGGCGAUCUGGAAAAGCGGGGCACCAUUGCAUCCGGCAGCAUACGGUCCACCAUGUCCUCGGCCUCCUGGAUCAGCACUGGAUCCGAGCAGUCCAACCUGACCACGAAAUCCAACCACACCGAGUCCAAUGCCAGCUUCACCAUGGAGGACGAGCAGCUGGACCCCACGGUGGUGGAGACGUACAUGGGCGAGUGGAAGAAGGACAAGCGCUGUGGUCACGGCGUGGCGGAGCGCAGCGAUGGACUCAAGUACGAGGGCGAGUGGUACAACAACCGGAAGCACGGCUACGGAGUGACUACUUUCCGCGACGGAACCGUCGAGGAGGGCAAGUACAAGAACAACGUACUGAUCACCAGCCAGAAGAAGAAGCAUUUGUUCCUGGCGCGUUCGCGCAAACUCCGCGACCGCAUCGCGGCGGCUUUAAGCUCGGCGCAGCGUGCCCUUAAGAUGGCCAUGCAGCGCUCCGACAUGGCCAUUUCCCGCAUGGCCACCGCGGCGGCCAAGGCCCAGAAUGCGGACGCGGCGGCCGAGCAGGCGCGCAUGGAUUGCGAGAAUGCGGUGCGCAUGGCGAGGGAAUUCGCGCCCGACUUCAAGCCCUCGGUGCUGGAGCGCUUCGAGAAGCUGCGCUUCCGGGAGCGGGAACGAUUCCGUCCGGGACCCGCGGCCGCCUCCGAUGCAUCCGUCAAAAUGGGCGUGGGCAUGCAGACGCAACAGCAGCAGCAGCAGCAGAGCCAGUUCUCGCCCACGAGCAGCAGCGGAUCGGAUGCGUAUGCCACGCAGGCACAGCGCCAGCAGCAAUAUCUGCACAUGCAGCAGCAGCAGCAGCAGCAGCGGCGCAUGUCGCAGCAGAAACAUGAGUCGGAAUGCCCGGUGCCACCUUCGAUGUACUCGCAGCAGCUGCCCGUCUCGCCGCAGACGGAUCUCACCGGCUUGGUGAGCCAGGCCCAGCCCAGCCACGCCCAGGUGAUCAGCGCCAUCAAUCAGAUGUACCACCAGCAGCAGCACCAGCAGCACCAGCAGCAGCAGCAGCAGCAGCAGUUGAACCAGCAACAGAGCAACCCGCAAAUGAAUCCUGCAUAUCAGUUCCAGCAGCAGCAGCCGCCCGGCCAGGCCAAGAUCAAUCCCAAUCUCAACGCGAACCUCAAGCAGAACCAGGCACCGAAUCAAAACCAGGCACAGAUGCCAUUUGGCGCUGGCACCAAUCAAGUGGCCGUCUCCCCACAGCAACAGCAGCUGCAGCAGCAACAGCAGCAGCAGCAGCAACAGCUCCUGCAGCAACAACAGCAGCAGCAGCAGCAGCAACUCCUGCAGCAGCAGCAUCAGGCUCUCCAGCAGCAGCCCUCGCUCCACGCCUCGCCCACCCACAAUGCCUCGAAUCUGCUGCGCCGCGCCUCCCAGAUGCAACAGCAGCAGAUCCAGGAGGCGGCCACCGCCGCAGCAAUGGCCGCCAAUGCCGCCGCCAUGGCCGCUGCCCAGCAGCAGCAGCGCAGCGGCAGACCGCCCAUGCUGGGCCAAAUGGGCCAGCAGUCAUCCAUCGACCACUUCGAUCACUACAAGCGGCCGCCCAGCCGCGACUCCUCCAUCGAUCGGUACGCCCGGGCGGCCAGUCGCUUGAGCGGCGCCUUUGCGGGAUCGCGGCAAACGUCCCUGGACCGCUCGGGUCUGGCCGAUCCGGUGACCAAUGGCGGCACCAGCACACCCGAUGGACGCCCCCGGGCGGGCUCAGUAUUCCGCGGAUCCACCCCGCAACCUGGAGCCGCUACAUCGACCAUGACGGGCAACGGAUCCCUGCCCACGGGCACCGGCGGCGGACGUUUGUCGCGGGCCGGAACACCCAGCCUGGGAGCCGGCGGACGGGCGCCCAGCCAGGGCAAGGCGGAGCCGCUCUUCUCGUCGCCCAACCAGCCGUUCGAGGACGUGCUGCUGCGCCAGCGGACGCUCGGCCAGGACAUCAUUCCCUCGCCCUCGCAGCCCAAGCGCACGGAGAGCCUCUAUCUGCCGGCCAAGCCGGCCACGCCGGUGGGCAUGGCCAUGGGCGGAAAAGGAGGCGGCGGCGGCGGUGGCGGCGGCAAGAAAAUGAAGUCGGUGCCCAUCAAUGUGACGCUGCAGCGAAAGAAGUCCAUGCCCGAUUUCCAGGAGCUGCCGCGGGCCACCGAGGCCAUGAGCCGGGAGGAGGUGUCCGCCUUGGGUUCCGCCCGCCGGGAGGCAGUGCGUCGCCAGAUCGAGGUCAACGAGCGGCUCAAGGCAAAUCCCUUGCUGUAUUUGGUCAGUCCACAGGUUAAGGACUGGUUUGUGCGCCAGCAGCUGAUGCUGCUCGUCCUGAUUUUCAACGUGGCGUUGGCGCUGCUGUUUGUCUACAUGCUCACCUAGCGCCGGAGGAUGCACAGGACGACGCGGGACAGGGGCGGAUUCGGGCAGCGACUGGCUUUGGGUGGCCACAGUGGGUUUGGCAGCCAGCGAUAGUACGCCGUGGGAUUCGCCGUGGUCCUUGGGAGUUUGCUGGCCAUAGUGGGUUGCCCACGAUUUGCGUCGGGGGAGGUGGGGGCUAAUGAGUUUUAGCAUUUGCAGAGAAGAGUUGAUAUAAAGCAGAACUUAUAUAAGUAUCCAAAGUACCAUAAAUGUAUAUCAUAUGUUUAACAUGAGCAACACGCUGGAGAUGGGAAAAAGAAAUCGAAUUACAAGUCUAGACUGCAGCCAAAUAAUGGAUAAUUAAAUUAACUAAAUAGCGCAGAACUGCAAGGCACAAAUCGUAGCAAACUAAAUACAUAACGUACUAUAACCGCGUGGCUGUGCAGCCAAUCAUUUAAUUUGUCGAGCCAAUUCAACUUUGUAUUUGUGUGGCUAGCCAGGUGAGCUGGGGGGUGGAGAUCGAUUAACUAUAUGCAAAUCAAUUUAACGAAUUUUUCUACACAUUUAAUGUAAAGAUAAAGGCAAAAGAAGCAAAAACAAAAACAAACAACACCUUAACCUAAUCAAUGUUUAAUCAUGAUAAAUAAACGCGUAAUAUAUUUAAUCUACGGCUACUUAAUGUAAUACAUAAUACGAAAGCAAACUAGGCAAAUGCAAGGCAUCCAAGAACCGAAAACCAAAAAACAAAAACUAAAACCAAGAAACUUUUCCUAUUUGCAAUUGAGAAUGCAUUAGUCAGCAAACUUAAUCAAAACAAAAGGCAACCGAAUAAUACAAGUACUCAUAUUUAUAUAUUUAAAGUGUAACGAUGUGACACCUAUAUUUGUAUAAUUAGCAAAAUUUUGUGGGACCGAAAACAGCACCAACAACUAAGGAGCAACGCAAAUGUAUCUACAAGAUAUCAAGUAUCUUGGGCUCUGUUUUUGGUUUACCAGUUGAACAUUUUCGAAACGAAAUUGAAUUCGGGAAGGUCUGAGGAGAUUUACGGAAUCCGAAAAUGAUAUUCUUUAAAGCAACGGAUCGAGAUUGUUAAUGAAUGAAGCUGUAUAUAUACAUUUUAAAAUAUCGUAUAACUAUAACUAUAUUUUCUUCUCGAUAAUUUACGUUUAAAUUCAUAGCUGGGACGACAUCAUUAUUUCAAAGUGUUGCAAUUUAUCGUUUUUAGUUUCACUUCAUUUACAAUGUACGAAUAUGUUCUAAAUAUUAUGAUUUAAUUUUUUUAUUUGUUAUUUUAUAUGCAAACAUUAUUGAAAAGAAAUAAAACCGCACAUUCGCAUCUUUGCAAGUGUA